Messenger RNA from Drosophila eugracilis, 469 nucleotides. Its product is annotated as chymotrypsin inhibitor. The transcript is spliced from 2 exons. The record is from RefSeq and is a predicted model, not a curated record. Lineage: Eukaryota; Metazoa; Arthropoda; Insecta; Diptera; Drosophilidae. Bases 56 to 337 code for a protein of 93 amino acids.
GCUGGCAGUGAGCUCGUCGGUUUAGUUUGCUUUGACUGCUCCACAAGAUUCAACGAUGUUACUCCACUCGAAGUAUUUACUACUAUUCAGCUGCUGCUUCCUGGUUCUCACGGCCACCGCGCAGAUUCCCAUUACGCCCCGAGAGUGCGCGGAAAAUGAAACUUUUCUGGCCUGUGGUCCCAGUUGCCAAACGGAGUGUGCCACGCUGGGAAAGCCCUGCCUGAUCAACCACAUUCGAUGUCCCGAUGGGUGCUACUGCAACAAGGGGUUCGCAAGGAAUUCCGGGGGCAGGUGCAUUCCUGUGGAUAAAUGCAACAAAGGCGGUUAUGGAAAGUAGAUCGGAUGCCCACGUCUGAAAUCUGCAAGCAGCUGAAAUUCUGUGAAUCGAAUGACAAUAAAAUUCAAUGGGAUGUUGGCAGCAUUGUUUAUGGCAAUGAAUAAAACGAGUAGGCGGUAUCUGGUUCAGCAA